AUGGCCAGCAAGGACGAAGAGGAAGCAAGGCGGCUUCAAGAACGGCUGAUGGCCUUUGCUAGCGGCGGAGGCCUUGCUGGUGUGGUUGCAAGCCUUGCGCUGUGGAGGAAGCGCUCCCUGUACGGCACAUCUGCGAUACCCCGUCUGAUUGUUGGCUCGGCAUCCAGUGGCGCUUGCUAUUCAGUGAUGCGGGAGGUGACACGUGAUGCACAUCCAAACUACACACCUGUGCAAGUUGGAGGCUUGAGCGGCAUGCUCAGUGGUCUACUCCUGGCCAUGUUCCUUGCCUCACGGCUGAGUAAACAUGCGAGGAGGCGCACGAGUGUGAACGUCUGA
Molecule: messenger RNA, 336 nt
Organism: Salpingoeca rosetta
Lineage: Eukaryota; Choanoflagellata; Craspedida; Salpingoecidae
Exons: 4
Coding region: 1-336 (111 amino acids)
Source: RefSeq, a predicted model, not a curated record